AUGAUUUAUAGGAACUUGAUCUUUGCCAUUGGGGCAAAGUAUUCCCAUCUCAUCGAUGCGCCCUGGAAAGGAGACGAAAGAGACCACCUCAUCUACAUGACACGAGGAGUACAUCUCUUGGGCCUAAAGAACACAGUCAUGAUCAUUUCAGGACCGAAUUUGCAACUUGUUCAAGCCACGGGUGCUCUCGCCUUCUACUUCCUUGUCAUAGGCCAUGUAAGCCGUGCAUGGGUCAUGAUUGGGCUCUCGAUGCGUCUCGCAAUGGCACUUGGAUUACACCUACGAAACGAAGAUCCAACACAGAAUGAUGCAAAACGAGAGCCACUCAUUCAAACCUGGUGGUGUCUUCAUUCAAUUGAGUGUCUGGUAAGCUCCAUUACAGGACGGCCGCCGGUCAUCGCUCCUGAAGACUGCACGGUCUCGCUUCCCAAGAUGCAAAGUAGGACAACAGUUGCGGAUGUAGGUACCGCAAGACCGUCUUCACGGAGGCGAACAGACCACAAUGUCUCUUCAUCAAACCCAAGCCUAGAAGGGGAGUUUCGAUCAGGAGCUGCAGGUCAAUAUUUUCUUCAUUACACUGACAUCACACUCAUUUCGCAAAGAGCACUUCUAACUCUCUACUCGCCUCGGACUGCAGCCCAGAGUUGGCUAUACGUCCAAAACAAAGUGGCAGAGUUGCUCAACGAGCUGGAAAAAUGGGCCAAGGUAGCCCUGCCCCUCGCCAGCACUUCUAAUACCACGAGACAAUCUAAAACCUUUCGUCAUGGGCUCUUGCUCAAAGUUUCUCACUUAAGCACGAAGAUUUUGAUAACGCGUCCUUGCCUCUGCCGCAUUGAGCGACGUAUAUCUGGCGAGAGCAAUAGAUCGGUCAGCUCCAACGUGAAAUUCGCAGAGAUCUGCGUUGAGGCUGCUCGCGAGUUGACUACAUUGUUCCCCGACCGGGCAGAUCCGCGAUUCAUAUACUCUGACGGACCAUGGUGGGAUGUGGUGCAUAUUAUAAUGCAAUCUCUGGCCGUGUUACUCCUCGACAUGGCCUAUAGAGGCAAGCAAGGAAAUGGCCAAGAGGAUCACCCCCAUAUCGGUUGUGUCAAAAAGCUGAUUCGCUGGCUGCGUGCGAUGGAAGUUCAUGAUCCUGUGGCGAAACGUGCCCAUCAUGUUAUCCGGAAAAUUUUAAGUACUUACGCUCCAGCAUUACAAAGCCAGGCUCAGGAGCUACUAGCGGAAGAUCAGGAAAAUCACGAUGGGUACCAGCCACACGUUCAUCCACCCAAUCACGCGCCUUACUCGGAACAAGAUCACAGCCGUUGGAAAAUGUCAGAAUCAACAAACGAGACAUCUGGGCAAACGCAACCACCAGCCUUUGAUGAGGCGAGGUUUCCUCCCGCAGUUCCAAGUCCAAGACAGGAAUCUGAAUAUAGGCCUUACCCACCCUUCCCACUAGAACAGACGGCAAUGCCCAUGACAUUUGGAGGUACUUUCGCGACAGGUUUCGAUCAGGGCCCACCAUAUGUCAAUAUGCAAGGGUUGUGGGAGGAUCAAGUAUCUGCCUUCGAUCAAAGCAUGGCAAAUAUAGAUGUGGGCUACCCUUUGCCGAAUCAACCGCUUGAUCCCGAAUUGCAGGGUUAUUGGCAGCAGCCAUAUCCAGUGGGUAUGAUGGCGGGAAAUCCAGACAUCACGUAUCCUUUAGAUCAGUCGCAGGCGCCCCGGUGA
Molecule: messenger RNA, 1710 nt
Organism: Plenodomus lingam JN3
Lineage: Eukaryota; Fungi; Ascomycota; Dothideomycetes; Pleosporales; Leptosphaeriaceae
Source: RefSeq, a predicted model, not a curated record